Molecule: messenger RNA, 2757 nt
Organism: Dunckerocampus dactyliophorus (ringed pipefish)
Lineage: Eukaryota; Metazoa; Chordata; Actinopteri; Syngnathiformes; Syngnathidae
Gene: dcun1d2b
Product: DCN1, defective in cullin neddylation 1, domain containing 2b
Exons: 7
Coding region: 383-1117 (244 amino acids)
Biological process (GO): protein neddylation; positive regulation of ubiquitin-protein transferase activity
Cellular component (GO): ubiquitin ligase complex
Molecular function (GO): cullin family protein binding; ubiquitin-like protein binding; ubiquitin conjugating enzyme binding
Source: RefSeq, a predicted model, not a curated record
UCAAAACGAGAUACCAGGACAAGUAAUUAAAAAUGCAAAUUAUACUACUGCCUGCCAUUCAUAAUUCGUGGAUACAGCCUAGACAGUAGAUUGUAGUGUCCUUAGCCUAGUGUCGCAUUGUUAGUGUGAUGGGAUAUGGAAUAUGAUGGAAAGAGAAGGUCAGUGGUUGGUAUAUUUGGAAGCCGUACGACAGCACUUGUGGCACGUACCUUUCCCUUUUUGGUAGUUGGUGACCCCCCCAUGUCGCUGCACCCGGUCAGGAGACCACUCGAAGGAUCUGGGAUUACUGUGUCAUCCAAACACCGGCCUCGUCACGGUCAAUGCGCUGUUCGAUCCUCGGCACAAGUUGAAGUCAUCACAGAGAGACAAGGUACGGCAGUUCAUGUCCUUCACGCAGGCAGGGGAGAGGACAGCCGUGUACUGCCUGACACAGAAUGACUGGAAACUAGAGGUUGCCACGGACAACUUCUUCCAGAAUCCAGACCUUUACUAUAAAGAAUCCAUGAAAAAUUCAGUCGACCGCAAGAGGCUGGAGCAGCUCUACAACAGAUAUAAAGACCCACAGGAUGACAAUAAGAUAGGCAUAGAUGGAAUCCAGCAGUUCUGCGAUGACUUGACCCUGGACCCGGCAAGCAUGAGCAUACUCGUUGUGGCAUGGAAGUUCAGAGCAGCCACACAGUGUGAGUUCAGCAAGAAAGAAUUCCUGGAUGGCAUGGCAGACCUUGGCUGCGACAGUCCUGACAAACUGAAGGCCAUCCUUCCCAGACUAGAGCAGGAGCUGAAAGACACAGGGAAGUUUAAAGACUUCUACCAGUUUACCUUUAAUUUUGCUAAGAAUCCUGGACAGAAAGGUUUAGAGUUAGAGAUGGCUGUGGCCUACUGGAAUUUAGUUCUCAGGGGUCGCUUCAAGUUUUUGGAUCUCUGGAACCGGUUCCUGACAGAACAUCACAAGCGUUCAAUCCCCAAAGACACGUGGAACCUUCUUCUAGACUUCGGCAAUAUGAUAGCAGAUGAUAUGUCAAACUACGAUGAAGAGGGAGCAUGGCCUGUUCUCAUAGAUGACUUUGUGGAGUUUGCACGGCCAAUUGUGAUGGGGGGCAAGAGUGGCAUGACAUAAUGUUGGACGAUCAUGCUGUAAUUGGACUUGACUAUUCUCCUAGUUUUUCUUUUUUGUGAAUGAGGAUUUUUGAUACAAAUAAGCCAAAAAGAGACUUCCUUGGUAGUCUUGUCCGCAGAGUUGUCAAACCUUCCGCCUGCAUAAGAUGCCUUGUGGUUCAAAGAUGACGCUGGACAGAUGUUUUUAUGUCGACUUCAAGUGGACUUGGAAAAUUAGGAUUACUUUGGGAUGACUGGAACAAAACGUCCAUCAUCCUGCUGUGGACUUGGCUCACUGACUGGAUUCUUUUGCACAAGGGGAGGGGGGGGCAUUCAGAGCAGUUAGCGUCUUCCUCUGUCAGUGAAUGAAACAGUACGUUGACUCAUGCAUGUUUCUGUUAGUACAAUGAAGCGGUGCCAUUGACGUUAGCUCUCUUGAAAAUGAGAGUAAGAGCUGUACACUUGGUUUUCAUAGUAUGAGAGUUCUGGGUUUGGUUCAUGCAGAAUCUUUUUAUUCACUUUUAUAACAAGAAGAAAUCGUGAUUAAAUGUGAAAUGAGUUAAAAACCCAAUUCAAUAUUUUAUACUCUAUACUGACAGUUGAACAGAGAAAUGUGCAUUUUGAGCUCAACACCAGCAAUGUUACAGGAAAAUACUGUACUUAAUCAUAAUAGUUCCUGAAUACUUACUCGAUUUAAAAUAGUUCCUGAAUCUGAUAUUUGCUUUUUAAAUGCCACUGCCUUUUUUGGAUGAUAAGUUCUGCAGUGUGUAACCUGGUAUGUACAACAAGCCACUGAUAGGUACAGUUUCUUGUUGCGUAUCUUGGUGAAUGAUUACUUGCCAACUACAAACUGCACUGAUUUACACUUUUCUGUUAUUUGUUGGGCUUUUAUCACACUGUAAGCUGCUAUGUUUUAUGUCGGCGUCCAUCAGUAUUUUAGUAUUCAGUAUUUAGUUUACAGUGUUUGAGCAUUUAGUUUGAUACUAUACUGGAUACAGAAAAGGUCACGCUCUAUUUAUGCUGGCAUGGAGGGGUGGCUGUGAACAGUACAUCUCAGCAGGACCCCAUCUGUACAUCUGGCAAGGUUAAAGAAGGCUCAUGUCACCCACCCGUAGUUCAAUAUGACUUGUUUGACUGCAAUACAUUGCACUGCUGUCUUCACAAAUGUAUGUCAACUUGUAAACAUCCUUUCACCCUGCAUAGAAUGUGAAUGCUACAAAACUAGUUAUAUCCACAUCGAGUGACGCCUAUGAUUUACAGCACAAUACAGGGUGGUUUGCUUUUGUUACACCACAGCCUUGUUAACACACUUGUCCUAGUACACAGAUGGUGUGAAACCUUAUAUAAUUGAUUGCUGUUGAUCUACAAGUAAUUGCAUGAAAUUGUGGUUCUGGAGCAGGAAAAUGUGACGCCCUAAAGAAAGGCAAAAUGUUUUCAACUGGUUCUAGUCAUCCUAGCAGUUUAUCCAAGGCAAUGAAGUAAGCACUGACAAAAGACUAGGUUUGUCCCAAAGGCGUAAUUGUCAAUAAAGCAUGUGUCAAAUGGAUAAACUUUGUUUUAAGUGGUGGUCAGUACAACUGUCGAUAUGAAUUUAUGCUAAACUUAUGGUUUUUAUAUCACUACAUCCAUUACAUCAUUACAUACUUUAUAAGCCAACGAGGA